CGGAAGCGCCGCGUUUCUCAGAGUUUGAAUGUCUUGUGUUGUGUGAGCGAGUGAGUUGAUUGUUGUGAGAAUGUUUGGUGACUGUUUGUUGUUUGUUUGUGUAUACUUCUGUUUUAAAAAACCUACACACUGAUCUUAUUUGAUCUGGUCUGAGUUUGGCUCUGCUCUGAUCGGAGAUGAUAGGAAAAGCGCCUGCAAGCUUUCGUAGCGAUGAGCAAGUCGGCGAGAUUCAACUUGUAGGGCCUCCACGCUUCGUGCUGUGGUCAGAGGUGAUGAAUUGAUCAGAUAUACUAGUUCUGGCUGAGCUUGGGUUCAUCUCGAGUUUCACAAUGGACAAUGAGUACAGAGGCGAUUCUGAUCUAACCACAGCCGAAAAGAAGGUGGAAAUCCUGGACGAGCGACGUCCAUAGACUGAAAGUGCGAACUACUCGGUUUAAGACGUGCAAACAUUUGCGUGUAACGUAGCUGCAAGUUUCGGAUAACAAAGGAUUGACCUAAUGUAAUUGCAUGAUGUUUGUUCACUUUGUAAUUUCUAAGAGAAAGAACUACAUAUAUCCAUGAAGACACAAAUAUCCGUCGUCAAUGUUGUAAUCACAGGGGCUGUAAUAUGUCCGUGUGUUUAAAUUUAAUAGUGUUCUUCCACGUGGACCUCAAACAAUACAUUCACUCCAUAUAGCACUCUCAAAAUCAGAAAGGCUUAAGCUAGAACUGUAUAACAAUGAAUGUUAUCAAGGUCCUUGCCUCUCUGGAGUAAUCCAUUUAUUUUAUUUUUUUUUAUAUUUAAAAAGAACAUACACAUGAAUGAAAGGACACUUAAGUGCAGGGGAUAUAUGUGUGUUGUAGGCUGUUGCUGUAAGAGAUGGACUUGGAAAAUAAUACAUAGUCCAUGGUCUGUGUAAUAAUGCGUUAUAAUACUUGCUGAUCCGAAGUUAAAAUGAAAGAACUGGUGAAAACUGCGUAUUGAGUUGAAUGUUUUUGCAGUUUGUACAAAUACUGGGUUAUACUGCAAGUAGUGAGAAUUAGUUGAUGCAUCUGAAAAUGGCAUCUUAAUAAAAACAUGGAGAUCGCACGUUCACUGCUGCCCUUUGUAUGACCAGCAGUCAGUGAAAUAUGCAGCAGUAUGCUAUAAAAUACUUCAAUGCUUCAGGAACCUACAGCCAGGCCUGAUUAACUGGAUACUAAAAGAGAACAUGAAUGAUUAAAGUGUUUGUCAUAUUAAGGUGUUUGUCAGUCCACAUUUUAUUAAUUUACAUGGCAUUUCCCUGCUAUCUAUCUAUCUAUCUAUCUAUCUAUCUAUCUAUCUAUCUAUCUAUCUAUCUAUCUAUCUAUCUAUCUAUCUAUCUAUCUAUCUAUCUAGCUACAUUUGUCUCGCGAUAUAAAACGAGAACUCAAGGAUGACAUCAACGUUUGUGUGGCAACGUGAUCCUUUUCGUCCAAUCAACUUUUAGCAACAACCCAGCAAAGCGCGCGAGAGGGCGAUCGACCCUCGGAGUACGUGCCCGUGCUCAGAGAAAGUAGUUGUUGUGCGUGUGUGUUGUUGUUGUUUUCUUUCUCGUCAAGAUGUCUGAGCACGUCAAGAAGCAACGGCUCAGUCAUGCUAACAGCAGCUCACAGACCAGGACCGGCCCGGGCCUGUUCCUGGGCACUCAGUCCGGCGGGGGGACAGAAGGAAGUGGUCUGUUUGUGAACGGGUCCAUUCUUCGUAUCACCAUGAAAAACUUCCUGACCUAUGACUUCUCUGAGGUGUGUCCCGGACCCAAUCUGAACAUGAUUGUUGGAGCCAAUGGAACUGGCAAGUCCAGCAUCGUCUGCGCGAUAUGUUUGGGUCUGGCCGGCAAGACCACUAUCCUGGGCAGAGGUGACAAGGUUGGACUCUAUGUCAAACGUGGAUGCAAUAAAGGCUUUAUUGAAAUUGAAUUGUACAAGCAUGGUGGUAAUAUAGUGAUUAAUAGAGAGAUCCAUGCGGACAAUCAGUCGCUGUGGAUGCUGAAUGGAAGACACUGCAACCAGAGGAUGGUGGAGGAGGAGGUCAAGGCUUUGUGCAUCCAAGUCAGCAACCUUUGCCAGUUUCUGCCUCAGGAAAAAGUGGGAGAGUUUGCUAAGAUGUCCAAGAUUGAGUUGCUGGAGGCAACUGAGAAGUCAGUGGGCCCACCAGAGAUGUUCGAGUACCACUGUGAGCUGAAAAACUUCCGCAACAAAGAACGAGAGCUGGAGAAUGUUGUCAAGGAGAAAACAAGCUUUCUAGAAAAGGCCAAACAGAGGAAUGAGAGGAACAAACACGACGUGAAUCGGUACUAUGAAAAGAAGAGGCACCUGGACGUGAUCGAGUUGCUCGAGAAGAAGAAGCCGUGGGUGGAGUAUGAGACCACCCGUAAAGAACUGGAGGGUGUGAAGAAGGAGCGAGAGGAGGCCAAAAAGCACCUUUCUAGCCUGAAGCAGGCCCAGGCCCCCAUGCUGAGGAAGAUCCAGCUGAUUGACAACAAGCUGAAGCCCAUUGAGGAACAAAUAAAGACUAAGACGGUUGCCAUCAAAAAUGCGUCCAUGAUAUGCAAACAGAAACAGGAUCAGCUGGAUCGAAAACACAAAGAGAUCGACGAUAUUAAACAGAAGCUGAGACUGAAGCAGAUGGAGGAGGAAGACCACCAGAAGCGAAUCAGCAACACAAAACGAACCAUUGAAGACUUGAAGGCCGAGCUCGCCAAAGUUGGCGACCAACCGGACGUGACUCCGCGAAUCAACGCCAUCAACGUUGAGUUGAGGCGCAUCCAGGAGGAGAAGGCCAAGAUCGAAGGGGAGAAGGCUGACCUCCGCAGGGAGAAGGACAACCUCCAUGCUGAGUGUAUAAGUUUGGAGAAGAAGCUCAAUGACAUGAACAACAUGAUGAAUGCCAAAGAGGAGAAGCUGCGAGGGCGCCACAGGGACACGCACACCGCCCUCCAGUGGCUCAGGCAGAACAGACGCAUGUUUGAAGGAAACGUCCAUGAGCCCAUGAUGCUGGUGAUCAACGUGAAGGACCAUCGCUUUGCCAAAUACGUGGAGAACCACAUCUCGUUUCACGACCUGCGGGCGUUUGUCUUCCAGAGGAAAGACGACAUGGAGAAGUUCAUGGUGGAGGUCCGUGACAAAAUGAACCUGAAGGUGAACUCCAUUUCUGCUCCAGAGGAAUCGUGUUCUCAGCGGGCGCCGUCCCGUAAUAUCGAGUCCCUACGACAUUUUGGGUUCUUCACCUACCUCCGUGAGAUGUUUGACGCCCCCGAAGAGGUGAUGAGUUACCUCUGUCACCAGUAUAAGGUGCAUGACGUACCGGUGGGCAACAAUCAGACCAAAGCUAUGAUUAAAACGGUGGUCGAGGAGCCCUACCUCAAGGUCUUAUACACGACAAACGAGAGGUACACCAUAAAGAGGUCCUUCUACUCCAACAAGAUAAGCACCAGUAACUCUGUAAUGCACCUCUCCCAGUACCUCACCAUCACUGUGGAUGCUGAGGAGAAACGGCAGCUGGAGCAGCAGAUUAGGGACUCUAGGACAAAGAUGCAAAACGCUGACGAGCGGAUGAAGGCCCUGCAGAAGGAAGUUGCUGCGCUGGAUCGCCGUGACAACGAACUGCUGGCAGAGAAGAAGCAGCUCUCUGAACAGAAGGGCAAAAGGAGACAACUGGAGCAGAAGAUCAGCACCAAACAGGACAGUCUGAGGCACAUGGAGCAGAAUGUUAUUGACCUGAACAGGAUUGAGGCGGAAACCAAAGAGAAAAUUGCGUCUGUCAACUCCCAGAAAGUGACCAUCGUCACGGCGUUCAUGGCCCAAAUUAAGCUGAGAGCCAAGCUGACCAUGGAGAAGGUGUAUCUGGGUUUGGAGACGGCCGGGUUGACGGCGGAGAAGGCCAAGCUGGAGAACGACUGUAGAGAAGGAGCCUCUGAACUGAAGGUCACUGAUCAAAGAUGCAGCCGUCUGGAUCAGACGAAGGUGCGGCUGACGGAACAAUGCAAAGGGCUGCUGAGGGGAGCGAAGGCGAUCUGCAGGAUGCAACCUGACGAGCAGUUACCCGAAGACCUGCGUAAUGCUUUCAGCAAACUGCCCGAUACGCCGGAUGAGAUCGAUGUCAUGCUGCAUGAGGAGCGGUCCAGGGCCGAGUGCUUCACUGGCCUCAGUGAAAGUGUCGUUGACGAGUACAACAGGAGAGAAGAGGAGAUCAAACAUCUGGAAAAGGAGCUGGGAGAUCAGUGCAAUGCCUUGACGGCUUACCGACAGAACAUAUCGGAGGCUAAGGAACGCUGGCUGAACCCUCUGAAGCAGCUGGUCGAACAGAUAAAUGUAAAGUUCAGCGAUUUCUUUCGCUCCAUGCAGUGCGCAGGAGAAGUGGAUCUGCACUCGGAGAAUGAGGAGGAGUACGACAAGUACGGGAUCCGUAUUCGGGUGAAGUUCCACAGCAGCACUCAGCUCCAUGAGCUGACGGCCCACCAUCAGAGCGGAGGAGAGCGCAGCGUCUCCACCAUGCUUUACCUGAUGGCCCUGCAGGAAAUCAACCGCUGCCCCUUCAGAGUGGUGGACGAGAUCAACCAGGGUAUGGAUCCUGUGAACGAGAGAAGAGUGUUUGACAUCGUGGUCCGCACAGCAUGCAAGGGGACAACGUCUCAGUACUUCUUCAUCACGCCAAAACUGCUGCAGAAUCUCCAGUACGCCGAGGAGAUGACCGUCCUCUGUGUCCAUAAUGGCGGCAACAUGCUUCCCCCCAACGAAUGGGACGAGGCGGCUUUCAUCAGGCGGCGUUGCAAAAGAAAAACCAGGACAUAGAUGCUCGAGAUCAACGCGAUGCGGCCGGUUCAAACAGUGAACCUUUAGCUUUUCAACUUCACAAACAAAUUUUUAUAAACCUUUGUGAGAAAACAUUGUGACUUUCUCCUGUCAAAACACCUUAACAUUCAGACAACUCCAGUAGUUUUUGUUUCAAAUGGGACAGGAGUCUGUAAAAUAUUAGUUUUUUUUUUCUUAAUGUCCUAUUUAUGUGUGUUGACUACAUGUUUAUAUAUUUGAAUAAAAUGCUCAGCUGGCUCUGCCCUA
Molecule: messenger RNA, 5058 nt
Organism: Mugil cephalus (flathead mullet)
Lineage: Eukaryota; Metazoa; Chordata; Actinopteri; Mugiliformes; Mugilidae
Gene: smc5
Product: structural maintenance of chromosomes 5
Exons: 24
Coding region: 1561-4791 (1076 amino acids)
Biological process (GO): double-strand break repair via homologous recombination
Cellular component (GO): Smc5-Smc6 complex
Molecular function (GO): ATP hydrolysis activity; ATP binding
Source: RefSeq, a predicted model, not a curated record